Molecule: messenger RNA, 1322 nt
Organism: Drosophila rhopaloa
Lineage: Eukaryota; Metazoa; Arthropoda; Insecta; Diptera; Drosophilidae
Product: transmembrane protein 138
Exons: 3
Coding region: 133-615 (160 amino acids)
Cellular component (GO): cilium
Source: RefSeq, a predicted model, not a curated record
GACGGGCAGGGCGCAUGACCGUGGCGGUACGUUUGACGUCACCAGGACGAAGGACACAACAAACCCUGCACUGUAAGGCUCAACAAAAACAAACUGACAACGCAAGCACUUGGUCGGCAUUAAGAUCCCGCUAUGAAACUAACUCUGCGACGCUACUCCUGGGUGCUCAUGCUCCAGCUCACCCUGUUGGGAGUUGAUCUAGCCUUCAACUCGUUUGGACCGGCGCUGGCUAGAAACCGAUUGCAGUCAGCAAUAUUUUUCUUUGUCACCCAGGACGCUCUGAUCAUUGCGGAGUACCUGCUUUUCACUCUGGCUCUACACUCAACCUGUGUGUACCAAGUGGGCGCCUCCCACAUAAUUCUUCGGAACUGCAAGCUCUUCAUGGCCAGCACUACCAUUUACUUCCUACUGUCUGCCUCCCAGCACUUCUGGAUCAUCUACCAAUACCAUCAUGGUCAGAAUUGGCCAUUGGGUCUGAUUGCUUUAUCAGUGGGACAACGCAUAAUGUCGGUUUUCUAUUACUAUAGCUCCAAGUCUACGGCUCUUACCAUGGCAGAUCCUCGCUUUAAGGAAGAACAUCUGGACUGGAUCGCAGAACAGCUGGGCGAUAAGUAAUAAAUUAUUUAAAAGACGAGAUGCGUAGCUUGGGGUAAUAAGGCUCAGAAUUAUUUAAAAUUCAAUAUACAAAAAUCUCAUCAAAAUAUAAAUGCAAGGCAUAUAGUAAGGCUUAAUUGGAAUUGGAAUCUCAUUUACAAGAUACCCAUAAAUAUAAUAUUACUACAAAUUAUUGACAAAUACUAUUAAUCAUUCUCAACCACAACUACACGAUACACACAAUUUUAUUAAGGGGGUAUGGUAUUUAAAUUUUUGUUUGCCUAUUUGUUUUUUUUUCUGGAUGCAUUAAAAUUGCGUUAAAAUUUUGCGUUAAAAUUUUAGAUUGAUCCGAGUAAAACUUCCGAUCCUAUAGGUAGUUGAACGUAGGUGAGCUAGCUCGUUUUGUAUUCGAUUUUUUGGUGUCUAAAACUGUAAACACUCUUCUUAAAAGUUGCCAUUUCAAAGACGCUGAACACGAUCCUGCAACAUAUACUGGACGAAUCGUUUUGAAAUUUUGCACACUAUUUCUGUACCUAAUUCCUCAGGUACAGACACCAAUGUUUUUUUUAAUGAUUAUUUUUCAUUUUAUAAUAAAAAAUAUAUCGAAUUUUUAGGCUAAAUUCACGUUUUUGACUUUAAAGUGUUACCAAAAAUCCAAAAAUUAAAUAAAAAAACUUAACUUAGUUACCUUUAGAAACAUCUUAACUAAUAAACAAUUUUUUUUUAAU